Molecule: messenger RNA, 1820 nt
Organism: Pseudoliparis swirei
Lineage: Eukaryota; Metazoa; Chordata; Actinopteri; Perciformes; Liparidae
Gene: stk25b
Product: serine/threonine kinase 25b
Exons: 11
Coding region: 357-1610 (417 amino acids)
Biological process (GO): protein phosphorylation
Molecular function (GO): protein kinase activity; ATP binding
Source: RefSeq, a predicted model, not a curated record
UUGUCCUCCUCAAGCUUCAAAUGAACAACAGGCUAAGCGUUCCUUGAAAUGAAUUAAAUAUUAAUAGACGGAAGGAGCAUUAUAGCUUCUUAUCCAUCACGGCCGACAUAAAUGGAGUCUCUUGGUUAAUAGGUUGUUGUCUCGCCGGGCUCGUCAGUCCUUCGUUGGACUUUGAGGCCGAAAACAGAGCGGAGUGACAGCCCUGUUAAAGCCAGCAGAUUGGUGUUUAUCUUCUAGUUGGCUAGCCACCUAGCUAGCUUCCUAGACAGCUAAGAGGGGAGGAAAACCCCGAAGGGACCACUUGAUACGCUCGGAAAGGAAGAGCUGCGGCUUUCCCUGUCCCGUCCAACCUGGAGAUGGCACAUCUUCAAGACAUGCAAAACCAGAAUACUCGGUUGGACCCCGAGGAGUACUUCACCAAGCAGGAGCGGAUUGGGAAGGGUUCCUUUGGGGAGGUCUACAAAGGAAUCAACAACCGCACAAAGGAGGUGGUGGCGAUUAAAAUUAUAGAUCUGGAAGAGGCAGAAGACGAGAUUGAAGACAUUCAACAGGAGAUCACAGUGCUGAGCCAGUGUGAUAGCCCUUUUGUUACCAAGUAUUAUGGGUCAUACCUGAAGGGGACCAAGCUGUGGAUUAUCAUGGAGUAUUUAGGUGGAGGAUCUGCUCUGGAUCUGCUCCGUCCAGGGCCUUGGGAAGAGACUUUUAUUGCUACUAUUUUGAGGGAAAUACUGAAGGGGCUGGAGUAUCUGCACUCAGAAAGGAAGAUCCACAGAGAUAUCAAAGCUGCCAAUGUGCUCUUGUCAGAGCAGGGCGAGGUGAAGCUGGCAGAUUUCGGGGUGGCCGGACAGCUGACAGAUACCCAGAUUAAGAGGAACACAUUCGUUGGCACACCUUUCUGGAUGGCUCCAGAGGUCAUCAAACAGUCCGCUUACGACUUCAAGGCUGAUAUCUGGUCCCUGGGAAUCACUGCCAUUGAGUUGGCGAAAGGGGAACCGCCCAACUCUGAUCUACACCCCAUGAGGGUCCUUUUCCUCAUCCCGAAAAACACACCGCCCACACUCGAGGGACCUUACAGCAAGCCCUUCAAAGACUUUGUGGAGGCGUGUCUAAAUAAAGACCCUCGUUUUAGACCAACAGCAAAAGAGCUCCUGAAGCACAAGUUCAUCACACGCUACACCAAGAAGACGGCCUACCUGACGGAGCUGAUUGACCGCUACCGCCGCUGGAAGUCGGAGGGACACGGGGAGGAAUCCAGUUCUGACGACUCAGAUAUGGAUGCUGAUGGAGAUGGGGAUACGUGUCCCACGUGGACCUUCCCGACAAUCAAACCUGGCUCUUUGACUCUGGGUCUGUGUCGACCUUAUUUAACUUGUUCAGAGUCAGGAGAUUUGGUGCAGAGGCAACCCAAAUCACAAUGCCUGUCUGCUUUGGUAACGCCUAUCUUCAGAGAGUUGAAGGAGAAGCGGCGGGCGAGUGGUGGGGGCGUAGGAGCCAUUGAGGAACUUGAAAACGCCUUCAACCUGGCCGAAGAGUCCUGUCCAGGGAUCUCCGACCGCCUUGUCACACACAUGAUGGAGAGAGUGUGCAGACCUUCCAAACGUCUCAGAUAAGGACCAGAGAAGACUUCCACCCACCCCUCGUAUCUUUGCACCUUUCCCAGUCCUGUCCCCCAAGAGAUCUUUUAAUUAGUUAUUACAUAUUUUUACAGUUUUUCUUUAAGAGCGAAGAGUAUUUAAAACAAAAAAGCCAUGACAUUUAGCGCGUUGUGUAUACCUGUUAGAUUGAGAAGAAUAAACCAUAAUAAAGUCUAUGGAAAAUGA